This is a messenger RNA of Thlaspi arvense, 615 nucleotides long. The record is from the annotation of a GenBank genome assembly. Lineage: Eukaryota; Viridiplantae; Streptophyta; Magnoliopsida; Brassicales; Brassicaceae.
AUGGGGAGCCAGCUUUAUACGACGGCGUUUCUCCUCCACUUAGCCACCUUACUCUUCAUUUUCCGGACAAUCUCAGCCGUCCGUUUCACACCGGGACCAACACCAACCAGCGACCUAGAUUUCAUCCGUACGAGCUGCAACGAAACGCUCUACCCAGACGUGUGUUUCACGUCACUAUCUGGCUACGCCUCCGCCGUGCAAGAUAAUCCGGCGAGGCUUGCUAAACUCGCAAUCGGCGUCUCCCUUUCCCGCGCAAAAUCCACAGCGGCCUACCUCUCCAAACUGUCACGCGCCACCGCCUCGGCCUCCGCAGCCGUCCACGAUUGCGUAUCCAACGUGGGAGACGCCGUGGAGCAGAUGCGUGGCUCACUCCAGCAGCUCCGAGAGAUGAACCACCGUCGUCCCGGAGCUCCAACGUUUAGGUUUCAGAUGAGUAACGUGCAGACGUGGAUGAGCGCGGCGUUGACGGACGAGGAGACGUGUACCGAUGGGAUGACGGAGGAGAUGGAAGACGGAGAGACGAAAACAGCAGUUUGCGAGAGAGUCGCCGACGUCAAGAGGUUCACGAGUAAUGCGCUUGCUCUGGUUAACACGUACGCCAAUAAUGGAGCCUAG